Molecule: messenger RNA, 1720 nt
Organism: Coccinella septempunctata (seven-spotted ladybird)
Lineage: Eukaryota; Metazoa; Arthropoda; Insecta; Coleoptera; Coccinellidae
Exons: 5
Coding region: 298-1239 (313 amino acids)
Biological process (GO): arachidonate secretion; phospholipid metabolic process
Molecular function (GO): A2-type glycerophospholipase activity
Source: RefSeq, a predicted model, not a curated record
CUCACGGCAGUAUUAAAAGCUCGGAGUUAGAGCAAAGAUCAAGACCGCCAUGCGGUGUCGAAUGUCAUUUGUUCGGUGCGCUCACAACUGACUCGAUUUUCGCGAAAGUUUAGCGAUCGUUUUGCGGUUUUUUUUAUCGUGCGAAAAAGUGUUGUGUAUUUUGUCGGGAAAUGAUGGCUUGAUAGGUGCGUCAUGUCGAUUAAAAAAGCUAGCGUUUGGUGUCCGAAUUGUUCGUUUGCGAAAAAUGUUGCUGCAAGUGCGUUGACGCCUCUAUGAGUGAGAAGUUGUGAGUACUAUAUGGGCCUCCGAAGGACCACUUGCCAUAGACAGAUAUGGUGCAUCCUCCUGCUGACGAUUCAGCAGUGUGUUGCCGUUGAUUUCCGGAAUAUUAUAGUCGUGAAUACCCUUCCGGAUGGUGAGAUUGAAACUAGGAUCAGUUAUAGGAAAAUCUGUGCCAAAGAGACCACUGUUGGAAAAGGGUCGUCCACUGGUCUCAAGUAUCGCCAAAUUGUGAAGGGCCACAGCCUCCUCCAACUCAUACUCGACGAGAGCAACAAAAUGCUGGACUGUGACUACGUGAACGACGAGCAGCUGUCCAAAACGUUCCUUAAUACUUUUAAGCAAGAUUUAAGCAAUCUCAUAGCUACCUCAAAUGUAUCGAUAGAAUUCCUCGACGACAAUUCCCUCCCUAGGCAUUUCAAGUCCAAGAUUCAAAUGAAGAGGCUCAGAGGAGAGUGUGAAGAACUACAUGAAAGACUGAAAAGCGAAGCAGAGAGAAUGCAGCAUUUGUAUUAUUAUAAUAGCUCACAUAGUAUUCGUAGGGAAAGGAGAGAUCUUAGUGACCUACUCAGAAUUCCUGGAACGAAAUGGUGCGGCAAGGGUUACUCAGCAGAAAAGUACACUCGUUUGGGAAUGUUCAGCAGGACCGACAAGUGCUGUAGGAAACACGACACAACGUGUCCUUUCUGGAUAGGUGGAUUUUCAACUAAGUAUGGGCUGUAUAAUUGGAGAAUAAACACUAUUAUGCAUUGUGGUUGUGAUGAACGUUUCAGGGCCUGUCUGAAACUAGUGGGCACCAGUGAUGCCAACAUGGUUGGAAAACUCUUCUUCAACAUCGUACAAACCCAGUGCUUCAUCAUUAAAUACAAGAAAAAAUGCAUCAAGAGGUCAUGGUGGGGCAAAUGUGAAAAACACAAAUUCAUCAAACAUGCAAUACUCAGAGAUAACUUACCUUAUUGAAUUUAGACAUCAGUCUAUUCGAUUCCUAAAUAAAAAUAAGCAUCCAUAAGUCAGAUGUGAUCAGAAUCUCAAUAUGAGAUGAUACUUCGACAUAGUUGUAUAAAUUCGGACAAUGUACUUAAAUUCUUGAGAAAACAGAGCUAUCUUUCGAUUAACUAUCAAUUUGUUGAGCAGUUUUCAGAAUUCGUAAAUAAAACAGAUUGUUAAUUUUAAUUCGCUAGUCAAAUAUGAUUUUUCAACGAGAAGUUGUUCCCAGUAUUUUUUUUUAAUUGUCAAUAUCUAUACUCAAUUUGAAGAAAUUUUUAUUUUAAUAACUGCUUCAAGGAAAAAUUCACAAAAAUUGUAGAUAACUUCUGUGAGCCAUCCUAAUUAUGUGUAAUUUAUUUAUUUUUCGAUUGUGAUUUUAAUCAAUUCAAAAUUGAUUAUUUUGUUAUGAAAGUUGUUAGGAUUUAUUUUCAAAUAAAUGAUUGUUUAGAAAGUA